AGUACUAUAAAAUCAACUCUGAAACGCACAGUCUGUACAGUGGCAGUGUUUGCACGUGUAAACUUUAAUAACAAGUUGUAAUUCAAAAAUUAAGAAAAAUAUUUAAAAAAAUUAAAUUCAAAAAUUAAACUUAAACAAAAAAAAAAUGUCGAUAGUUUGUAGAGUGUUAGUGAAUAAUGCGAAAUGUAGAACGAUCGCGACUUUCCCCGGAAGAAGAAGCCAAAGUACCAAACUAAAACCCCAAUUGGCUACAACCAAUGGGUUUUUAAAAUCUUCAUUUUUGGAUGUGCCAAUUCCCGAAACAAAUUUGGCGGAAUACGCUAUGGAAUUUUAUGGGGAUUAUGCCGAUAGAAUAGCUUUGGAAUGCGGAAUAACUGGAAGAAACUACACAUUCGAUGAGGUUAGAGUAAAGUCAAGAAAUCUAAAUAAAACUUUACGGAAGAAAUUAAAGUUACAAAGAGGCGACGUUGUUGCUCUAUUCUUGCCAAACAUUCCAGAAUUUCCUAUUUGUGUCUUCGGAAGUAUUUUAGCCGGGUUAAAAGUGACAACUUUAAAUCCUGCUUAUACGCCAGAUGAAAUUCAUAGACAACUCGUCGAUUCUGGUGCGAAAAUAAUAAUAACAAUAAAUCCAUUGUACCAAAAUUGUAAUAAAGCAAUCGACAAGUUGGAUAAAAAAAUUCCUAUCAGUAUAAUAAAAGAAAAGCAAGAUGAACUUCUCCCACAAGGAACAAUCAAUUUUAAAGAACUCAUCGAUGAAAAAUUAGAUUUACCAGAUAUUACAAAUUUAUCACCAGAUGAUACCGCCUUUUUACCAUAUUCAAGCGGCACAACAGGAUUACCAAAAGGUGUUAUGCUCUCAAACAGAAAUUUAGUUGGAAAUAUCCAACAAAUUGGUUCGGAUGAAACGAAAUUUGCCAAAUUACCAGACGGCUCACAUCAAGAUUGUUACCCAUCCAUCCUUCCUUUAUUCCACAUUUACGGUUUUACAUCAUCAGUGAGUUUAUUAAGAACGGGAUGUAAAACGGUUACAUUAAGCAAAUUUACACCAGAAUUGUAUAUUCAAACGAUCAUAAAACACAAACCAAAUAUUUUAAUGUUAGUCCCACCGAUAGUUUUAUUUUUAAGUGCUCAUCCAGCGGUUAAAACUGAAUAUUUCGCAAAUUUAGAAACGACUAUGUGUGGGGCUGCUCCUUUAGGGCCUUUAGAUGAGCAGAAAUUCCGCGAAAAGGUUGCAAAACCUUGUACGAUUUUACAAGGUUACGGUUUAACUGAAGCUUCACCAGUUGUGACUCAAAUGCCAACAGCUUUACAAGGAAAAUAUGUUGGAUCAAUGGGUCAUCCUGUGUCACUCACUGAAGUGAAAGUAGUCGAUAUUAACGAUCCUGAACUAAAACAUUUAGGUCCGAAUCAAACUGGAGAACUCUUAGUGAAGGGUCCUCAAGUAAUGCAAGGUUAUCACAAUAAACCGAAAGAAACCGAAGAAACUUUUAUUGAUGGUUGGUUAAGAACCGGGGAUAUGGUUUAUUACAACGAAGAUUUACUAUUUUUCAUCGCGGAUAGAAUCAAAGAAUUAAUUAAAGUCAAAGGAUUUCAAGUUCCCCCAGCUGAAUUAGAACAAUUAAUUCGCGAUUUCCCGGGUAUUCAAGACGCCGCGGUUAUUGGAGUUCCCCAUCCGAUUAACGGGGAAGCUCCAAGGGCUUACAUCGUACCCAAACAAGGGCAAAAGGUCGAUGUUAAUAAAUUAAAAGAAUUCGUUGAAUCGAAAGUCGCUAAACACAAAAAAUUAAGCGGCGGAAUUUCUAUCGUUGAUAGUAUUCCAAAAAAUGCUUCAGGAAAAACAUUGAGGAAAGAGUUAAAGAACAAAUUUGAAAAAGAAGGAAUUUAAAAAAAUCUUGUUUUAAGUCACACAUUCCUUUUUUGUACUCUCCCAUAAUAUUGGGUUAUGGUUUAUUAUAUUUUAGAUUAAGUGUAUGUACAUAACAAUUUAUGAAGAUAUUAAUUAAUAAGAUUUUAAUGUUUUAAUUAAAAUUAACACUUAAUGUACAGAAUUUUUUUUAAUGUAAUA
Messenger RNA from Onthophagus taurus, 2065 nucleotides. RefSeq lists its product as uncharacterized. Lineage: Eukaryota; Metazoa; Arthropoda; Insecta; Coleoptera; Scarabaeidae. Gene Ontology annotation, molecular function: long-chain fatty acid-CoA ligase activity. Gene Ontology annotation, biological process: fatty-acyl-CoA biosynthetic process; long-chain fatty acid metabolic process. The record is from RefSeq and is a predicted model, not a curated record.